AAGCCGGCGAUCGCGAUUGUCGGACGAGUCACGCAAAGGCUAUGUAGGUAGUGGAGGUAUGCGGAGGUACCUAGUUUCAACGGGGAUGGAGGGAUGGGCCGGGGGCUGCAACGCAAGCGCGGGGUGUGCAGAGCCGGCUGCCCGUCUACACGACGUAACGCGGGGACUGGGAGAUGUCGAAAAGCGAGCGGAUGGGUGCGAGAGAGCAAGCGAGAGGAGAAGGUGUCAAAAACGAAGAAAAAGAAGGAGACAAGGAGUGGGAGAAGAAUUGAGGUUGUCGUCGUCGUCGUCGUCGUAGUCGCCGUCGCCGUCGCCGUCGUUGAGCUGGUCGGAAAGGGUGUCAGAAGAAGAAAAAAAGAAGAAAAAAAUAGAAGUAGGUGGGAAAGAGGGAGCGAGGGGAGGUGGUGGGCGUGUGAUGUUUUUUUGUUGACUUGGACUUUGUUGUUUGUGUUCCCCCCUCCGCAGCUGAAGACGGGAGGUGUGUUGUUGACAGGAAUGCGGCCCCCAGUGGUUCCUUGCAGGCGCAGGGCGAUGGAUGGGAUGGAUGUGUGUGUGUGUGGGUGGGUGUGCUCGGGCGGCUUUCUAUGUGUCUAUCGUGCAGGGGGAAGAUGGGACCACACUACCUCUCCAGGUUUACGCGACCCAGCAAGAGAAGAGCAAGGAAGUAAGGCGGUGCCCUGUCGGCUUUGUGUUGUUUUGGCUUGAUUCGCGGCUGCUGCUUCUGCUGACGGGAGGAUGCAGCUAAGACGCUGGGAUGAGCUAAACGCGCCCUCACCUUGUUUUCCGGCCUAGGUCGAUUUGCUUGCUGCU
Messenger RNA from Colletotrichum navitas, 810 nucleotides. RefSeq lists its product as uncharacterized. The transcript has a single exon. The record is from RefSeq and is a predicted model, not a curated record. NCBI's taxonomy places the organism in Eukaryota, Fungi, Ascomycota, Sordariomycetes, Glomerellales, Glomerellaceae. Bases 94 to 705 code for a protein of 203 amino acids.